AGUAAAAAUAAACACAGUUACAAUGAGUGACUCCGUAGAUCCAGUUGAACAGAUGCUAUUGAAAACCGGCUGUAUCAAUCUUCAUUACAAAGUUCAGGAGUGCAUUGCCGAAACCGGAGACUGGCGGAAGUGUCAGGACGUAGUCAAAGAUUUCAAAACCUGCAUGCAAGACUAUACGGAAAAGCAGCGGCAGAAGUACGAAAAAAAACAAUGAUGACCGUGCUUAGGAAAUUAAUAUCAACCGUUGCUGGUCCAACAAAGAUGGUGCUAGUCGUUCGUUCAGAUUUAGGAUUAAGGAAGGGUAAAAUCGCCUCCCAAUGUGCCCACGCUGCCGUUAUGUGCUACAUCCGGUCGGCCAGUGUUAAUCAGGCAAAACUGAACUUGUGGCUAAGCGAUGGACAACCGAAGAUCGUUGUCAAGGUGGAAAGUUUGGAAGAGAUGGAUGAAAUAGCUAGGAGGGCCAGGAGCAAACACGUUGUGGCCGAGA
Molecule: messenger RNA, 487 nt
Organism: Aedes aegypti (yellow fever mosquito)
Lineage: Eukaryota; Metazoa; Arthropoda; Insecta; Diptera; Culicidae
Product: cytochrome c oxidase assembly factor 4 homolog, mitochondrial
Exons: 2
Coding region: 23-214 (63 amino acids)
Biological process (GO): mitochondrial respiratory chain complex IV assembly
Cellular component (GO): mitochondrial intermembrane space
Source: RefSeq, a predicted model, not a curated record